GUUUGUAACUUAGCCGACAAAGCUUCCGACUCGACGCUGGUCCUGAUGGCUGCUGCGGCGGCGCUGGCAGCGGCCGAUACCCCUCCAGCGGUGCCUCAAGCGGCAGGCACUGGAGGGCCCACAGCCCGCAGAGACUUCUACUGGCUACGCUCCUUCCUGGCUGGAGGUAUUGCUGGAUGCUGUGCUAAAACAACUGUUGCCCCUUUGGAUCGAGUGAAGGUUUUAUUACAAGCUCAUAAUCACCAUUACAAGCAUUUAGGAGUGUUUUCUACAUUACGUGCUGUUCCCCAAAAGGAAGGAUACCUUGGUUUGUAUAAAGGAAAUGGUGCAAUGAUGAUUCGAAUCUUUCCCUAUGGCGCAAUCCAGUUUAUGGCGUUUGAGCAUUAUAAAACGUUAAUUACUACAAAGCUGGGAGUGUCGGGUCAUGUACACAGAUUAAUGGCUGGAUCCAUGGCAGGCAUGACAGCAGUUAUCUGUACUUACCCUCUUGACAUGGUUAGAGUCCGCCUAGCAUUCCAGGUGAAAGGGGAGCACACUUACACAGGAAUUGUUCAUGCAUUUAAAACAAUUUAUGCAAAGGAAGGUGGUUUCCUUGGAUUUUAUAGAGGCCUGAUGCCUACUAUCUUAGGGAUGGCUCCAUAUGCAGGUGUUUCAUUUUUUACUUUUGGCACCUUAAAGAGUGUUGGGCUUUCUCAUGCUCCUACUCUUCUGGGCCGACCCUCAUCAGACAAUCCUAACGUCUUAGUUUUGAAAACUCACAUAAAUUUACUUUGUGGUGGUGUUGCCGGAGCAAUAGCACAGACAAUAUCUUACCCUUUUGAUGUAACUCGUCGACGGAUGCAAUUAGGAACUGUUCUGCCAGAAUUUGAAAAGUGCCUAGGUUGUUAUUAUGUAACCACGCUAAUCUCUUUCAGUACCAUGCGGGAGACCAUGAAGUAUGUCUACGGACACCAUGGAAUUCGGAAAGGAUUAUACCGUGGUUUAUCUCUGAAUUACAUUCGUUGCAUUCCCUCUCAAGCUGUGGCUUUUACAACAUAUGAACUUAUGAAGCAGUUUUUUCACCUCAACUAAAAAAAAAAUAAUAAUCCUGUUUUCUCCACCUCAGUAUACUUACUGCCAGAGGGUAAUAUAAAAUGUUACUUUAAUUUGGGGGAACAUUACUUGAAAGGAAAGGAAAUACUCUGU
Molecule: messenger RNA, 1185 nt
Organism: Chrysochloris asiatica (Cape golden mole)
Lineage: Eukaryota; Metazoa; Chordata; Mammalia; Afrosoricida; Chrysochloridae
Gene: SLC25A16
Product: solute carrier family 25 (mitochondrial carrier; Graves disease autoantigen), member 16
Exons: 9
Coding region: 46-1071 (341 amino acids)
Biological process (GO): transmembrane transport
Cellular component (GO): mitochondrial inner membrane
Source: RefSeq, a predicted model, not a curated record